UCUGAGCUGUGGGAAACGGAGCAGCUUGUCGGUGGCGCGCAUGCCCGGGCUGAAUGCGGUGCGCGUUCACGCGGACAGAGGGGGCAUUAGAGAGGGGGGAGGUAAGUUUUGUUGAGUUUGAGGGAGAAAAACAUCUCAGCGCGGUGUGAGAGAGCUCAGACAGAGCUCUCCUGCUGGACUGGAGCUUCUGCCUGGCUGCUCUGUGGAUCAACAGGCGGGGGCAGGGUAAAGCAUGGCCGUGUCUCAGGGGCUGAUCCUCGCCUUCCUGCUGGAGCGAGGAGGUCGGGUGAGGAACUCCGAGCUGCUGAACGCCUUCAGAGACUUCCUGAGCUCCAGCGAGCCCGCGGAGCGGAGGAGGAACCGCGACCUCUUCAAACACUUCGUCAACAACGUGGCUGUGGUCAAGCAGAUCGAUGAUGUGAAGUACGUGGUGGUGAAGAAGAAGUACCAGGACCUGGUGCAGGGUGGAGGAGGAAGGGUGGAGACUGAGGAGAGCAGCUGCAGCUCCAGCAGCUCAUCAUCUCUACAGCCAUCAGGCAUCACCACCCAGCAGAGGACCAGCUUCUCCACACAUUCCAGCUGCUGCAUUGGCCAUACCGAGAGCCUACCCAGGAAGAUACAGCUCCAAAGGAGACGUUCUGAAGGUGCUGAACGUGCUGACAGUGGUGUGAUCAGUUCUCGCGCCAAGCCCCCAACCAGCCUAGAUGAUUCCUACACUACUAGAGUGCUUAAUGUGUCAAAUACUGGGAAAACUGGCAAAACUGGGGCUGUUUUUGCUGUUGUUGCAAUCAAAUCACCACCACCCCCACAUAUGAGAUGCAUUUCAAGGAGUGAUUCAAAGCGUGAUUCAAAGCAUGAUUCAAGGUACAAAGUACCAAGUGAUGAUGACCAUGCACUUCAGCAAGAGAUCCCAUUCCAGCGCUUUCCGGCUGAAAAAGCUGUUUUUUCGAAGAGUAUGUCACAUCCGAUUGAUGGACAUCAGUAUCGAUCAUUAAGAAGCAAAAGGAGGCCAUCAUUGGUGUCCAGUUCACCAGCAACAAAACGGGGCACCAAAACAGGGUUCGAUGCCAAGGAACAAGCUCCAGUUCCCCUGGAGCCGAGAGAGCACGAAUGGCUUCUGAAGUCGGCCACCGGUCGGUGGGGUCAGGUGUCCAGCCUCCUGCUGCAGGAUGUCCAUCUAGCGGAGAAGAAAAGCUUUGUGUCAGGCUUCACAGUUCUCCACUGGGCUGCCAAGAAAGGCAACAGCAAGAUAGUGCGCCAGAUCCUUGAUCUUUCCAAGCAAGGCGGCUUGGAGGUUGACGUAAACGCCAAGAGCCACGAUGGCUACACACCCCUGCAUGUUGCAGCUAUUCACAACCAUGUGUCAGUGCUAAACGUGCUGGUGCACAACUACGGAGCCAACUGCAACAUCCGAGACAACAGUGGCAGAAAGGCCCAUCAGUACCUGCCCAAAGAUGUGUCAACUGAUGUGAGGGAGAUGCUCGGAGACCCUCACGUUUUUCAUCGUUCAGGGCAGCGUCGGCACUCAGUUGAUGAUCAGCAGCUCUCGGACGUCUCCAAAGGGUUCCACUCAUUCAGCAAGCUGUUCCAGCCCAGCACAGGGCACAAAAAGAAGCCUAGACACCGGCCAAGCUUCCACUUCAUCAGCGAUGACCACGACGAGAACAGAAAGGACUGUGGGACUUACAGCCGGAGACCAUUGCACUAAAUCUAAAGAUAAAUUGACCACUUACUACAGUAGAUGCACUUAAAUUUGACUGUUACUCAUUGUUUAUUAAUAUAUAGUGUUAUUUAUAGUAUAAUUUAAUUUUAAGUAGUGAGAGAACUCACCCAGUUUCACCCAGAUUGCGAGCAAGUUGCUGCUGUCCAGUGUCCAAAAACACUGUCCAUCUCCAUUUUUGUCAAUUUUUCUUGUUUUAAGCCUGUAGCUGUUGUACAUGAACACUGCGUAAAUAAUUCUGGAUAAUAGACCAAUAGAAAUGCUCUUCUUAAAACACCUAAUCAAACUGUAUUGUAUUUACUUACAUUUAAAGUUAGGAGCACUUUUCCUUUUCCUGUAAAUUCACCAUUUGAAGUUUUUGAUUAAACAGCAUCAAUGCAUCAGUCUACUGGCUUGAUAAGCUUAGCACUCACCUGACAGUUUUCCACUGCUGGCCCAACCUCAGACCACCCAGGUAACUUUAUCAUGCACUAACACUAUUUUUUUAUUCCUCUGAAAACAAACAAUUAUAAGUGCACAGAGACCUUUUUUUAAGGCAAAUAUUACACACAACCAGUAGAAUAAAAUAGUCUGAUCUGUAUUUAUUUGAUGCGUUCUAAAUUUUAUUAGAAAUUAAUCAAAGGUAUAUUAAAACUGUACUGAUUGUGUAAACAAACGAUAAAAAGAGGCUGUAUAAUACUCAUCAUUACCACUGGUGAGCCACCCAGAACACUUUGCCAUUAGCGGGCCAACAGUUGUAAAAAAUAGUUUAAUUCAUUUUAACUACAGUGAGUUCAUCGAAAAUGUCUUUUAAUAUUUAGUCUCAAAGCAGUGAACUUUGUAGGUAGUGAAUUUUGCAGGCAUCCUAAUUCUACUUUGCUAAAUUUCUACAUAAUUAACACAUUAAGGAAAUGUUUACACCAUGAUUUUAGGCCAGAUUUUCUGUUUUUGGAGAUUGAGGACAAAAGCCUUUAAACGAUCUGACAACUCCAGAAUUGUAUAGUAGUAUGGACUUGGCCUAAUUUUAGAGAUUUUAUUUUUACAAUGGUGAAGAAAACCAGGGGUUACCAUGACAACAACAUAAAUAUAGCCAUUUUACCCUCACUUGGCAUGACCUAUGGAAGCUCAACAAUGCUGCAUUGACCUGUACCAUUGUGUGCCUGGGGGGGUUCUCCUGAAUUCAAUGUAGAUGUGAUUAUCACAUGGACAAUUCUAGCCAGAUGUCAGGAUGUUGGUUGGAGUUGAUUCUUAAACUUUCUUAACUCAUCCCAAAAGUAUUGGGUGGUGCAACAUCACUCCAGAAAACACAGUUUCACUGCUCCACACGCCAAGGCAGGGGGGCUUUUUAAAAUUGGCAUUAAGAAUGGAGCCAACAGGUUCAUGUGUAUCUGCUGUUAAAGUACUGAGUUCAUCCAGACUAACCGGCUUUACCACUUCACUUUGGCCAGUCUAUUUUUCAGCAGAGCCAUCACACCCACUGUAAAGAAAUCUGAAACUCCAUUAACUCUUUUACGCCAAAUCACUCUCAUUAACUCAGCUUACAAAGCAGACUGAAUUCUGAAGAAAUUUAUAAAUUUAGAGUUUACCUAUAUCUGAACCAGAGACUCAUUACUUAUUGCUUGUAUUCUAGAGUUAUCUUUAUUUUUAGACAGUAAUAAAUCUGUUAGAUUUAAACAUAAGAUUGUAAUAUUAAGAGUUAAUAAAGCACUUGUGCUGUUCUGCUACUGGAUUGGCUGUUGCUCACGUUCAGUAGAAACAAUGUU
Molecule: messenger RNA, 3462 nt
Organism: Astyanax mexicanus (Mexican tetra)
Lineage: Eukaryota; Metazoa; Chordata; Actinopteri; Characiformes; Acestrorhamphidae
Gene: sowahab
Product: sosondowah ankyrin repeat domain family member Ab
Exons: 2
Coding region: 233-1708 (491 amino acids)
Molecular function (GO): protein binding
Source: RefSeq, a predicted model, not a curated record